Messenger RNA from Olea europaea var. sylvestris, 1679 nucleotides. Its product is annotated as inositol-tetrakisphosphate 1-kinase 1-like. The coding region runs from base 187 to 1290 and encodes 367 amino acids. Gene Ontology annotation, biological process: inositol trisphosphate metabolic process. Gene Ontology annotation, molecular function: inositol-1,3,4-trisphosphate 5-kinase activity; magnesium ion binding; ATP binding. Gene Ontology annotation, cellular component: cytoplasm. The transcript has a single exon. The record is from RefSeq and is a predicted model, not a curated record. NCBI's taxonomy places the organism in Eukaryota, Viridiplantae, Streptophyta, Magnoliopsida, Lamiales, Oleaceae.
UAUUCGUUCUUUGUGUAUAGAUCAUAUCGAAACGGUGGUACAAAUUCAAAAACCCUAUUUUCUUGAAUCCCAUUUCUUGAAUUACUCAAAUAUUGCUCUCGUUUUUCUUCAUUUGAAUGGUUAUGAGAUUUUUGUUGAUAGGAAGAGAGUGUUUCUUUGUUGGAGAAAUUCAGGAUUCAAUUUUUUAUGGAGGAACCAAUGGGAAGAAGGUAUGGAAUAGGUUACGCUUUGGCUCCCAAGAAACAAGCCAGUUUCGUUCAGGUUUCUCUCAUAAAUCUUGCUAAAGAGAGAGGUAUCGAUCUCAUCAAGAUCGACCUCGAAAAGCCCUUAAUCGAUCAGGGCCCUUUUGAUUGCAUUCUUCACAAAAUUUACAGUCCCAGUUGGAAACAACAGUUAUCCGACUAUGCGGUAAAGAAUCCUAAUGUCCCUAUUAUUGAUUCCCCCAAUGCCAUUGAGAGGCUGCACAACAGAAUUUCCAUGCUUGAGGUGGUGACCGAGAUAAAUGUUGACUGUGAGACAGGGUCCUUUGGGAUUCCAAAGCAGAUUGUAAUUUAUGAUGCGAAAGCUGCGAAGGAAUUGAAUCUUGAGGCCCAGGGCUUGAAGUUUCCAUUGAUAGUGAAGCCCUUGGUGGCGGAUGGUAGCGCAAAGUCGCACAAGAUGUCCUUAGUUUUUAACAAGGUUGGGUUGAGUGAACUGAAGCCGCCGGUUGUCUUACAGGAGUUUGUGAACCAUGGGGGCGUGAUCUUUAAGGUGUAUGUUGUGGGGGAGUACGUCAAGUGUGUAAAGAGAAAGUCUCUACCAGAUGUGAAUGAGGAGAAUUUGGGAAAUUCUGAGGGGUCACUGUCGUUCUCACAAGUCUCGAAUUUGAAUAGUGUGGAGAGGGCUGAUGACAAGUAUUAUUCGAUGAUGGACUUGGAAGAUGAAAAGACAGAGUUGCCUCCGAUGAGCUUCUUGGUGAAUAUUGCUAGUGGGUUGAGGGCUGCAAUGGGGUUGCAUUUGUUUAACUUUGACUUGAUUAGGGAUUCACUGAUUGGGAAUAGGUACCUUGUGAUAGACAUUAACUAUUUUCCUGGCUAUGCGAAGAUGCCCUGCUACGAGCGCGUUUUGACAGAUUUUUUCUGGGAUAUUUUGAACAAUAAUGAUGAUCUGAAUUUGGAAAGUUUAAAUAUGGGUACUUGCCAGAUGGAAGUUAGAAAGUUGGUUAGUAAUAGUGACUGUAACGAGGAUGAUGAAGCAACAGAUCUUCCUGUAUCUCCAAUAAAGCGGGAAGAAAAAGAGAACGCCUGUUGAAGGGAUACAGUGUCACGUGGCUAGUGGAGGGCUUGUUGGCUGACACAUUGUUCGAUGGAAUUUUCUUUCUGUCGGUUGAUGGCCUUGACGCGAGCCAUAUAUCACUUCGUUUAGAUGGUAGAGUUAGUACAGUGGUUAAUAAUUAGGUUUCUUUGCUUUGGUUCUGCUGCAAUGGGCAUUAAUGGAGUGCUCUGUGUUGAUCAUGUACAUUCAAGUUGUUGCGUUGAGGAUAGGUACUUUUCAAUGGAGAUUAUAGGUAUUUCUCAAAUACUAUGAAGUCUUUAGGAAUGUUAAGUUUUACUUCAAGGAAAAUGUAUUUCCUGGCUUAGUAAACCUUUCUGAUGUUUGGCUUCAGCUACUUCAAACAAUGAAUUGUGCCUUUCUGUCGA